CCCCCCUUGUCCCUUUUUUCUUCCCCCGGUGCGGUACGAAGGCGUUACGGAGCCAAAAAGUAGGUCGGCUGUUGUGGCACCCAGAAAGGCUUUUGGGGACGGACGUCGGGUGUGCGCCCCAAAAAGAAAGUCUCAGCCAUCGGUCUCAUUUUGCCCGACCCUGUUUACUCGUGCAGGUAGCUGCCUCAAGCAGAAGCUCUGCCCUCUCGUCAAUAUAUAAGAGUCUUUCUCGUCGCUCCCCACCCAAGGCAUAGCCUGCUCUCCUCCUCCUCUUCUUUCUUUGGCCAUCCUUGAUUUAUUAAAAUAGUAAUUGCUUCUUAUCCAUCUGUUAUCUGGACGGCUCAAUACCCCAUCAUCUACAAUUGCCUUUCGAUCGAUCUUUUUCGUCCGACAACAUCACAAUGUCUGACGAACUCAACGUCGCUCCCAACGAGAAGGAGACCAACGGUGUCCAGCAGAACGUCAACCCCCAGAGCCCGUCUCGCCACGGCUUCAGCCACAACCACCAUGGAGAUUUCAGUGAGAUGACCAUCGGCCAGUACGCCCAGGCCUUUGGUGGUGCCCUCCAGCCCGGUGCUUGGAGGCCCUAUGAGCACCGCAAGCUCGCCAACCCGGCCCCUCUGGGUCUCUCUGCUUUCGCCCUGACCACUUUCGUUCUGUCUUGCAUCAACAUGCACGCUCGAGGCGUCGCGGCUCCCAACGUUGUCGUUUCUCUCGCUUUUGGCUAUGGUGGCCUUGUUCAGCUGUGUGCCGGCAUGUGGGAGGUUGCUGCUGGUAACACCUUCGGUGCUACCGCUCUUGGUUCAUACGGUGGUUUCUGGAUCUCAUACGGUAUUCUCUUGACUCCCGAAUGGGGCAUCACCGCUCCUGACGGCCCUUACGCCGGCAACGUCGCCAGUGUGCUCGGAUUCUUCCUGACUGGCUGGUUUAUCUUCACCACCAUUCUCCUCCUCUGCACUCUGCGAUCCACCCUGGCUUUCUUCCUCCUCUUCUUCACCCUUGACUUGGCCUUCCUGUUCCUUGCUUGCGAGCAGUACGCCGCCGACCUGGGCAACGCCACCGCCUCUCUUGCUCUCCAGAAGACUGGUGGUCUUUUCGGCUUCCUGGCCGCUUUCCUUGCCUGGUACAACGCCCUGGCUGGUAUUCAGGACAGCAGCAACUCCUUCUUCCAGGUUCCCGUCAUCCACUUCCCCUGGUCUGAGGCCGCCCGUGAGCGCCGUGCCUCCAAGUCUGAGCGCGCUCAGGCAUAAAGUGUUUUCCUUUUUAUCAGGAAAAGUACGUGUUCUUGGUCGGUUAUGAGCGAUGUUGGUGGGGGUUUAAAGGAAUGAUACCUGGCGGGAAAGAAGCAAAGAGCGUGGUUCCUAGCAGGCUGGGCUGCGAUUAGAAAAUGAUUACUGGGCCUGUUUUUUUAUUUUUUAUUUUGUUCUGGUUCACCCAUACGUAUUGAAAUGUAAUGCAGGAAAGCUCCAUCGCAGCUACUAAUCUAUAUACCU
This is a messenger RNA of Trichoderma asperellum CBS 433.97, 1493 nucleotides long. RefSeq lists its product as uncharacterized. Lineage: Eukaryota; Fungi; Ascomycota; Sordariomycetes; Hypocreales; Hypocreaceae. Gene Ontology annotation, cellular component: plasma membrane. The record is from RefSeq and is a predicted model, not a curated record. Gene Ontology annotation, molecular function: acetate transmembrane transporter activity.